AGGUCUACUUAAGCAAGCACUGAGGCGUUUAAGGUACCAGUCAUCCUGUGAACACCAUCGAGUGAUAAUCUACUCUGCUGCUUGUCCUGCCACUUUCUUAAGCUUUUGUACAAUACAAUGGCCUCUCAGGGAAUCACAUUCACUGCCCUCCUCCUCGCCCUGGCCGCCCUCACGCACGCAGCCGACACCACCCACAAAGACGACGCACGACUUUUCUACGACGACAAAGACACCUCCGUCACCAUCGGCGGCGAGUCCCUCUUCUACAUCGGGGUCAUCUUCGUCGGCCUGCUCUUGCUCGCGUCUGUCCUGGGCCUCUUCGGGACAUCGGCCAAGGUUGCUCAGCCCUACGACUACGCCUCCGCUACCGGUUACGGUGCCCCUGCCCCAGCCUACGAUGAGAAGACCACCUUUUCCGUCCAACAAUUCAUUGACGAUGCUGUCAACAAGUUCCAGUAGAGACCGCGAGCGUAAAUGUUCGAGAUUGGAAUAUUAACGGAAUGAAGACCCAGAUCUAAUGAUUAUUUAUUUUUACAAAAACUUCAAUUUCUGUGAUUUUUUCUCCUGGUUGUCACAGAAAAGAGUGGAACCCGUGAUUGAUCUGUUGAUCUCUUGUUUUCUAUAUUCUAUCUAAAUUAUGCUGUAAAUAAAUUGUUUUGUUUA
This is a messenger RNA of Penaeus monodon (black tiger shrimp), 663 nucleotides long. RefSeq lists its product as uncharacterized. NCBI's taxonomy places the organism in Eukaryota, Metazoa, Arthropoda, Malacostraca, Decapoda, Penaeidae. The transcript is spliced from 3 exons. Bases 118 to 459 code for a protein of 113 amino acids. The record is from RefSeq and is a predicted model, not a curated record.